Messenger RNA from Capronia epimyces CBS 606.96, 1791 nucleotides. RefSeq lists its product as uncharacterized. NCBI's taxonomy places the organism in Eukaryota, Fungi, Ascomycota, Eurotiomycetes, Chaetothyriales, Herpotrichiellaceae. Gene Ontology annotation, molecular function: zinc ion binding; DNA-binding transcription factor activity, RNA polymerase II-specific; transcription cis-regulatory region binding. The record is from RefSeq and is a predicted model, not a curated record. The transcript has a single exon. Gene Ontology annotation, biological process: positive regulation of transcription by RNA polymerase II. The coding region runs from base 1 to 1791 and encodes 596 amino acids. Gene Ontology annotation, cellular component: nucleus.
AUGAAAUCGUCCACCAGUGUGCGUAGGAGAACGAAACCCCGCCAACCCAUCAAACACACAAAGACCUUUUCUGGAUGUUGGACUUGCCGGGACCGACAUGUCAAGUGUGACGAGGGCCGACCGGAGUGCACAAGAUGUCUGAAGGGCGGAUUCGACUGUCAGGGUUACGGGAUUAGACUUGUGUGGGUUGAUCCCGAUACUCAGGAGCGAGAACAGAACAUCAGGCGGGCCAUUGGUACGCCGGAAAUCUACGAGGAUGACUCCCGGUUCAUGCAGAUCGAUGUCCAAGAGGCUCUGGAGACGAUAGACAGAUUGUCAACGCAAUCCAUGGGGUUGUCGUCAGGUCCAUUCUCUGUUUUUGCGUUGAAGCAGUGUCCUCCGCUUGAUGUUGAAGCUGGCAACGAAGUCGACAUUUCGUACUCGGCGGCUGAAGCGGGGGCGCUUUGUGAUCCCUCUAUCGGUUUCCAGGAGGAAUACAGCGAUGAAGAAGACCAAGACAUAGAAGAGAUCAUCUCCCCUGCGCUCUUGGGGGCUUCAACUCCGGUCUACGACCGCGAGUCUCCAAGAGAGACUGCACUGUGCACCUCGGAUGGUGGACAUCCCAGAAUAUCACGCCAUCUUGACCUCCUCCCUCGCCCUUCAGAGCAACGUGAACUGAUCCACCAUUGGACCUCGUUUUUGUGUUGGCACCUCGUCCCCAUCGACCGGCCAGACAAUCCUUUCCGCAGCGUCUUCACGCCUAUGGCCCUUGCCGGAUUAACAUCACCCUCGGACCAAUCGACUGGAUCAAUCGCCCUGUUUCACGCUCUAUGCGCCACAUCGGCAUUUAGCCGUGGCCAGCUCCUCAACGGCGACGCACAGACACUCACACUGGCAAUGAAGCACUACCAUCUAGCCAUCAUGCACCUGCGCCACAGCUUGGCCAAUAUCAAUGAUCAUCGGCAAGCGGAAGAUCAGCGUGGUUCGAUUCUCGCGACUAUCACGAUGUUCUCGGCCAUGGACAUGAUCACGGGUCGGUCUUCUGAAUGGCGUACGCACCUACAAGGGGGAGCAUCUUGGCUGGCUACUAUUGAAGGCAAAGUGUGGGACCGCGACAAGAGCUCGUCUAUGGUGUAUCAGGGCUACUUGGCCAUAGCGGCCCUAUGCAACAUCAACCUUCCGUCAACCGUCAAUGUCGAGUCCGAGGACUUCCUCGACGAAAGGAACUACGUUCUUGACCGGUUUUUUGGCCUCACGCGACCAAUUUUGAAACACAUAGUGAUGAUGAACUCGCUCAUCAAACGCUUCUCCACAACCAAGCUCAGCAUAGACGCUGAGGCCCUGGACGAACUCGAGCUACAGCUCUAUGAGCAAACACCUGACAGCCUGGACCUCGAAGGCCUCGAUCCACGGGGCCAGGCACUAACACGCCAUCAUGCGUAUGUCUUCUACUACGCUUCCCUCAUCUAUUUCCAGCGUACCGUGCGCCGACGGCCGCCAGACGAGUUGCAAGAGCUGGUCAAGUUCGCCGUGGCGCACUUGGAGGACAUCGAAGACCUGGGCGGGGAUGCUAUCGGGUGUACCUUGGUGUGGCCACCUUUCGUCGUUGCGUGCGAGUGUCAAAGCAUUGAUCUGCAGCAGCGCAUGCUGGCUUGGUAUAUGCUCAAGAGGAGACAUGGAUUCAUGAAUCUCGAGAAGUCGAAGGAUAUAGCAAUGGAGCUGUGGCAGAGACGGAGCCUUGCGCCAAAGGAUGUCGACAUCCAGUGGCAGGACGUGCUGAAGGAUCUGAAAAUGGACAUUGUACUUGCAUAG